Molecule: messenger RNA, 2280 nt
Organism: Eleginops maclovinus (Patagonian blennie)
Lineage: Eukaryota; Metazoa; Chordata; Actinopteri; Perciformes; Eleginopidae
Product: microtubule-associated tumor suppressor candidate 2-like
Exons: 14
Coding region: 68-2254 (728 amino acids)
Cellular component (GO): nucleus; cytoplasm
Molecular function (GO): microtubule binding
Source: RefSeq, a predicted model, not a curated record
CGCGCUUCAGUCACGCACGGCUGCUCAGGCCGGAGGGAACGGCAGCCUCCUGCGCACGGGUCGGGGGAUGCGUCUCGGGCUGGGAGCUGUCACCAGGACAACCACGGGCUCAGCCAAGGGCAGAGGACCCGUUCAAGGUCAGAGGUCAACACUGGUUUUCAGCCAGCCAGUCCAACCUGUCAACCCAGCAAGCACUCAGAAAAUCCAAGAUAACACAGAUGAGGUUUUCACCCAUCAUGCUCCUCCUCCUGCUCCAGUGUCAGCAGCAGCCCAGCCACAAGCCGUGGCCUCUAGAUCUCUGAUGCCCAAAGUGAGCCAGUCAGGCCUGCGCCCCCCAGGCUUCAGCUCCAGCCGUCUCCCUGCGGGCCGCCUGGCAGCCUUCGGCUUUGUCAGGAGCUCCAGCGUGUCGUCCGCCUCCUCCGCCCACUCUGCUGAAAGCACACAGAGUGACUCCUGCAGGACGGCUCACCGUCUAAGUGUGAGCGAAGAGCCUCCCCUCCACAGAGUGACCACCAGCCCUCCGUCCACAGAUCACCAGAGAGGGGCCCCAUGUCGCAGCCAGAGCCUCCAGCCACCCUCCACCCCAGCCCUGCCCCGACGCUUCCUGCCAGCUCCGCCAAGAAGCUCCCCUGGAGUUGGCAGAAAGGAGUUUCAGCGGAGUUCAGAGGUCACGCGUUCUCUCCCCUCUUCCCCAAAGAGGCUGGCGGUGGUUCCUCCCAAACCUCAGUCCCCGGUCCAGUCUGUGCAGCGACCUGCUGCAGCAGUGCGGGGGUCAGCUCCCCCGGGGUCCCCUCUCCGUGUGGCCCCCCUGAGGCAGCAGCAGGAACAGCAGGAGAGCCUGCAGAGAGAGAAAGAGGAGGCUCAACAGAAAGAGAGAGAAAGACAAGCAGAGGAAAGAGAAAAAGAAGAGCAAAGGGAGGAGGUUCAGAGGCUGCAGGGACGCUGUGAGCAGCAGGAGAGGCAGCUCGGAGCUCUGAGAGAAGAACUGAGGAAGACUUCCUUGGGUCUGGAAGCCUUUAUCAUCACCACUCAGCAUUACUGCCUCAAGAAUAAAACAACAAAAGAAAAUCAAAGAAAAUUGUCCUUGGAAAUGCAAAAUAUCAGAGAGGAAAUGGCAUCCAACACAGCGCGAUGGGAGAGACUCCAUCGGGAGAAGACGGCGCUGGAGGUGGCGUUUGAGCAAGAGCUGCAGGAGCUGCAGCUGCAGCAAGAGGCCGAGCUCGUUGCCGUGGAGGAGGGGCUCAGGAAGUGUCACUCAGCCGAGGCAGAACACCUGAAGGAGGAGCAUCGCUCGGAGAUGGAGGAGCUGAGGAUUCAGCAACAAGAACAGGUGGAGGAAAUAACGGUCAACCACCAGGCAGCCAUUCAAGAGCUUAGAGACAUGCAUAACAUCACCAUGGCAACGUUGCACGAGGAGCACGCCCGCACCAUGAGAGACUUAAGGAAAGCUCAUGAGCAACAGAAGACGCUUCUAGAGGAGGAUUUUGAGAAACUCCGGCUUGCUCUACAGGAUCAAGUGGAUACGCUCACAUUUCAAAACGAGAGUCUGAAGAACAAAGCCAAACGCUUUGAGGAAGCUUUGAGGAGGAGUACAGACGAACAGAUAGUUGAUGCUUUGGCUCCAUACCAGCACAUUGAGCAAGAUCUAAAGAGCUUGAAGGAGGUUGUGGAAAUGAAGAACCAGCAGAUCCACCAGCAAGAGAAAAAGAUCUCGGACCUGGAGAAAGUGCAGGCCCAAAAGAACGUGUUCCUUGAAGAGAAGGUGCAGGUGCUGCAGCAGCAGAAUGAAGAUCUCAAGGCCCGUAUUGACAAUAACCUAAGCCUUUCCCGGCAACUGUCAGAGGAGAACGCUAACCUCCACGAUUCGGUCGAGAAGGAGAGCACUGAGAAAAAAAGGCUAAGUCGGAACAACGAGGAGCUUCUGUGGCGUCUGCAGACCAGUCCCCUCAUGUCCCCUGCCUCCUCCCCACUGCACCACUCCUUCUCCACUUCCCCGGUCCCCUCAUCCCCUUUCUUUUCCUCCUCACCUGUCACAGGAUGCGACUCACCUACCCACUGCCACGGCUGUCAGCAGCAGGCUCAAUACUACUCCCCCUCCCACAGAGCCAAUCGAAAUCUCUCCCCUGGACCGGGGACACCCACUCACAAGGCAGCGACAAAUCAGAAUUACUCCCCUGGCCCGGCCACGCCCACACACAGAGUGUCACCCAAUCGCUGUAACUCAGCAGCUUGUGUCAGUUCUUUUCAGAGAUAAGCUCUCAUAUCAGUCUUCAAUUUCCA